UCAAACCGACAGUCACUGCAGAUGACAAUUAAUCAUGGUAAUAGAGAGUACAAGCAUGUGAAUCGAGACGCUUUGCACAGUCCCUUCUUAUACCUUCUCUUGACUCUCUGCUAAUAAGGACAUAACUACUCGUCAGAGAUGGCCAGCGUUUGGUUGACCCUGAUAAUUUUUGCAUUUCUCUCACAAGCUCUUUUCCAAACCCUGACUGGGUCCUCAGUUUCCAUAGAUACAUCACAGAUCAGAGGAACCAGGGAUCCCGGGACAACAGUGGAGGCAAAAAGUCCUAUGAAUCUGAAAAUUACAACAGAAACUAAGGAUACUGAACCUCAGAGCACAGCUUCAUCAUCCAUCACCCAGAAUAUCUCUACCACUCAACAUGAUGCUGACAGUACAGUGGAUCCUGACCAGAUCACUAUGGAUGCUGCUGAGGAACCUACCACUGCUUCUCCUGAACCUCAGAGCACAGCCUCAUCAUCCAUUACUCAAAAGACUACCCCUACAGUGGCAAGCACCACCACUGAAUCCCCACAAUCCAGUACAGCAAGAACAGAUAGUGCUGCGUAUGACACAGCAACAACUACUCCAUAUACCGAUGAUACAGAAACAUCAGAUUCCUCUGAGCACGACACAACAGAACCCUCAGAACCCUCUGCUUCUUCUGCAGACUUCUCCACUACGUCCGAGAGUAACUCAACCAACUCCUCCAGCGUGGUUUUAAUCCUCAAGAAGGAUACCACCACGAGAACCAGCUUGACCCCUGUGGCUGGAGAAGGGAGCUCCACCAGGACCACCACCCAAGCCAGCCCAGUCAGGGAGUUCCCGUGCUCGACCGCGCUCCCCAGGAAAGGGGGGCUGGUGAGCCAUUGCCUGAUAGCCAUCGCUGUGCUGGCUGCGGUGGCCACCAUCUUUAUCAUCUGCACCAUCGUGUUGUGCACCAAGCUGUCUAGCACCAAGAGGAAGUACAAGAUGAGCGAAUGCCAGGGCACGGAGAUGAUGUGCAUCUCUGCACUGUUGCCCGAUGCGGAGACCUUUCCCAGAAACAAAGCCAAGAACUCCAAAUCCAAUGCCCGCCUGAUCACAAAUGUGGAAGAUAGCGAGGGGGAUGACCUCACACUUAACAGUUUUUUACAGCCAUAACAAUACAAUACAAAUGUAUUUUUAUGUGGCGCCAUUCACGCCCUGGCAUCCCAGAGCCCUGUACAAAACAAGAGAGCUCAUAUGUACAAUAUACUGCAGCAGCUACAACCAAUUAUAUAAGAGCACGUUCAAAGCACGUUUUCAACGUAGCCUUAUGAUAACUUAAUGAGAGAACAAUUACAGUGUAAAAUGUGGAAAAAAAUAUAUGAAUGUUAAAGAAGGUACUGCAGAACAUUCAAAGACAAAACUAAACAAGGGAAUAUUGUAGCUUAACCCACUUCCUGUUUCAGGGUGUUGUUCUUUACCUUUGAUUAUAAAUGCCAUAUUGUAAGUGCAAAAGGAAGGAGAAGUCAGAUUGUCGUUUUUUUUAAACUUCCCUACAAAGCUGUACAAAUAGCCUUACCAUGUCUGAAACAUACAAAGGACUUGUAAAUAAUCAGAGAACCAUCAUUUCUUGAUAGAAAAUGAUGUCCUGUUGGCACCUUCAUUGUCCAACAGCACAUGAGUGGAAAACAUGAUAAGGAAUGCUGGUCUACAGACACAAGAACAAAGCUACAGGCUGCUUGGGACAGAUUGAAUAAGCUCCAGUGCAACGUUUCAGCCCUUUUUAAUAUAAGCUGGGGUCCAGUGUGAUCAGCAUGAUCUAUAUCUUAUACUAAACAUCAAAAUAAACUUAUAUUUGAGCAUCAAAAGAAACAG
Polyodon spathula (Mississippi paddlefish) is the source of this 1836-nucleotide messenger RNA. Its product is annotated as P-selectin glycoprotein ligand 1-like. The transcript is spliced from 2 exons. NCBI's taxonomy places the organism in Eukaryota, Metazoa, Chordata, Actinopteri, Acipenseriformes, Polyodontidae. Gene Ontology annotation, biological process: leukocyte tethering or rolling; hemopoiesis. Bases 139 to 1137 code for a protein of 332 amino acids. The record is from RefSeq and is a predicted model, not a curated record. Gene Ontology annotation, cellular component: plasma membrane.